CAGUUCUACUUAAAUAAAUUUCAUCAAAGCAAUGCAACAGUUAAUGUUCUCUCAUUGAACUACUCUUUGGAGCUUUGAGAUCAUUGAAGUAAAAGAUUGUGGAGAUUUUGAUUUUUUUUUAUUUUUAUAAGAAGAUUAAAAGUAGUCCAUGAAGGUAGCAAACACUUCCAACGUGGAGUUGUUGGAGUUUCGUCCAUUCAACUGAUGUCUUUACUUUGCUGAUAGCAUUUCAUUGUGUCCUAGGCAGAGUUAGCAUGUGUCUGGGUUUCAUUAUAAUCUAACAAAAUGUGUGGAUAAUAAAUAGAUAAUAGUUGUGAAUGUAUGGUUAAAAUAAAAGUUUGACGGGAAAUUGUAAGUAACUUGUACUGUUUCCCAAACAUAGGCUUAGUGGCCGUGUAAUAAGCCACCAUUUUGCUGUGUGCUACUGGCAGAAAUUUCUUGGGGGUUUGUUAAAAAAAGACAUGGUGAAAAUAGCAGAAUAACUGUCAAUAAUCAUCAAAUGGGGCAAAACGUAUCAACCUUCUCAGGAGAGACCAUUUUAGACUCUUAAUCUUUUCGAUAAAAAUCCAUUAGUAGUGUGAAUGCUCAACUCUAUCAUGGGCGCCAUUUAUUUGCAUUUGUUUAAUAUGAAUUACUUCACGUUAAAUGCAUUUGUUACUUUUAAAACAGCUUAAUCUGUUCAGAAAUGGGUAGUAAUUAGUAUGCAUCUCUGUUAGUUAUCACCUAUACUGGUUAAAUAACUCUACAUUGAGAUUUUGGUAUAAACUUGUCCACUUGAUAUUUGGCUUAUAUUCUGUCAUAUUAUUACUCCUUAAUUGCAAAGUUGUGCUAGAGCAAUCUCUAGCUCGUGAAGCACAGGCCUCUAGCACAUUUGGAGAUGUUAGAUGUUAGUAUGCUGAACUUAAUGGCUGUUAUGCUUGUAAGUUGCGGAUCUCAAAUCUUGGUCUAUAUAGUUCUUGGUGGGUUGAUGAGGGUAAAUGGAUAAAUGUGCCAGUGAUGGAUGCACAAGUGGUUCAAACAGGUCUUGCUGUCAUGGAAUUGGCUAUGGUAGUUAUGACUGUAAUGUUUAUGUUGAUAUUUUGACUGUUGAUGCUAUUGAUUUUUACUUGAGUAACGUUUUUAGAGUAAAAUGCUGGUUUUUAAUCUUGAUGUUUCAUCUUUGUUGAUUAUGGUUAUGGUUCUACAAUUCUUAAAAGGAAACUCACCAUUCUAGCUCUCAAUGGUGUUUAGAAUAAUUUUCUUCAAGAAAUUUCCUUGGGUUGCACUGAGUCUGCCAUGUAUUCCCAACUUGAUAUUCAAUGUCACCAUGUCAAUGCCUUUCGGUUUUUUCCUGCAAGUAGUUUUCUAAUUUAUUUAUAUGUCUGCAAUAUUUAUUACGGUUACUUGAGUGCAUUUUUAUUCUGAAUCUACAGGGAAAUGAUCCAGCAUAGGCCUUAUACACAGAAAGUUGAUGUGUAUAGCUUUGGGAUUGUCCUGUCAGAGCUCAUCACAGGGAUGCUUCCCUUUCAGAACAUGACUGCUGUUCAGGCAGCAUUUGCUGUCGUCAACAAGGGCGUCCGUCCGAACAUCCCCAAUGACUGCCUGCCUGUUCUCAGUGAGAUUAUGACCCGUUGCUGGGAUGCUAAUCCUAAUGUUCGGCCAUCCUUCAGCGAGGUGGUCAGAAUGCUCGAGGCUGCAGAAACUGAGAUCAUGACAACAGUCAGAAAAGCUCGUUUCAGGUGCUGCAUCAGUCAACCAAUGACUAAAGAUUGAUGCAAAAAGAGGAAACUAAGAAAAGAUUAGAGAAUUGGAAAGGAAACAAAUCUGAUUUCAUGGCAGCUGUGUAUGUAUCAAGCUUAAUUUCUUUGAAAGGGGACGAAAUUUAUGAUAAUAACUGCUUGUUUUGUAUUCCUAAUUUAUGGAUUGAAGAUUUGAUGAACUAGAAGUAACAGUGGAGAUUUGAUGUGUAUUUAUUCAAUAUAUACAAGCCUUCUUUGCUGUUUAGCAUGCA
Olea europaea var. sylvestris is the source of this 1990-nucleotide messenger RNA. Its product is annotated as serine/threonine-protein kinase HT1-like. Bases 1417 to 1752 code for a protein of 111 amino acids. The transcript has a single exon. Gene Ontology annotation, molecular function: protein kinase activity; ATP binding. Lineage: Eukaryota; Viridiplantae; Streptophyta; Magnoliopsida; Lamiales; Oleaceae. Gene Ontology annotation, biological process: signal transduction; protein phosphorylation. The record is from RefSeq and is a predicted model, not a curated record. Gene Ontology annotation, cellular component: cytoplasm.